UCAUUAUAAAACAAGUAAAAAAAUUGCUAAAUAGCAGCGCCGCUCCCAAUUGCCUACUUUUAUCAUAUCAAGCAUGAUUUUGCUUUCCUGGUGAGCGAUUGUAACAUAACAGACCCGUUUAAUAAAGACCCGAUUUUCAAACAACUGGACUUUGCUGCCAAUGGCUACGACACAGUCCCAAAACCACCAGUUCGUGUUCAGUGAUGUAAUGUCGUAUAACGUUCACGGCAAUUUCGUAUCGGAAAAAAUAAGUAAAAUCCGAUGGCGACCGGACGGCUUCAACGAGAGCAACUCCUUCGUAACGGGGAGCGCCGACAACGACGUAAACAACGUAAGGUUGUGGGAGUUUUGCGAAAUCGAGGAGGACAUUUUUCCGAUCGCGGUCGCGUCCCUCCCCUACUGCGGGGACGUGACUGAAAUAAAAUUUCUGAACCCCAACUACUUCGUCAGCAGUUCUUCCUCGGGCUCGGUCCAUUUGCAAACGAUCGUAACUGGACCGGCCGACGAUGUCGGUUUAAAACAGGAAAACAAGUGGACGGACAUCCAUUAUUUCUUCAACGGUGACCGGAGUAGCUGCACAGGUUUGGCUCUGUACGAGAGCGAUAUCGUAACGGUGGGAGAAGACGGCAGGAUUAAUUUAUUGACAGCUCAAAUGGAAAACGUGGUCCGUACGAUAGAAAAUGCCGACAGCUGUUCCAUCCAAAGCGUCAUUUUCAUGAAACACAACGAAAUACUGACGAGCAACCUGCGCGCCCAAAUGAAAAUAUGGGACUUGAGAGUCCCCGACGACAAACCAAGCAACAGUUUUAUGCUCAACGGGGACCAAGUGAUCCCCACUUGUUUGGCAUUCCAUCCGAACCAACGGCACCUGGUGAUCGCCGGCGACGAGCUCGGCGCCUUGAGCGUUUGGGAUCUGCGCCACGACACGUUUCCCGUGAACGUUUUCAACGCGCACGAGGGCUCGAUAUCGGAAAUCCAAUUCAACCGAGACGACCCGAAUAAACUAUUUAGCUGUUCGAGCGCCGGCGAAGUCUGGCACUGGGCGAGCAAGGGUCGGAAACAGUUUUCCUCGGGGUUCGACGAGGACGCAAGCGUGUGGCUCGUUCCGGGUUCCGCCAAAAGUAACCUGGAAGUGUUUACCUUGAUGUCGACCAUCGACAAACCCAUCAAUUCGUUGGACAUGUGCAAGGGCAGGGUUAUAUGCGGGUGCGAUAACGAGGCGAUCUAUUUAAUUAACGGGCCCGACCUUUAGCUGUAGUUAUUUUGUACUUUUUAAUAAAAAAUUAAUAAAACGCUUCCCAAAUUAAGUGUCGAUGUUA
Cylas formicarius (sweet potato weevil) is the source of this 1319-nucleotide messenger RNA. RefSeq names its product nucleoporin Nup43. Bases 161 to 1252 code for a protein of 363 amino acids. The record is from RefSeq and is a predicted model, not a curated record. Gene Ontology annotation, cellular component: nuclear pore outer ring. Gene Ontology annotation, molecular function: protein binding. Lineage: Eukaryota; Metazoa; Arthropoda; Insecta; Coleoptera; Brentidae. The transcript has 4 exons.